AUGUUAAAGAUAAAAACUUUAUUCCUACUCAUUGUUGAAAUUGUAUAUAUCAUUUCCCAGGAAUGUUCUCCUGAGACUUAUUAUACGAUUAAAACAGAUCGUCUGUCUUUACCGCCAGAUGAAAUCAUAUCGAAUCAUACCGUCAACUCAGGGUUUGUGCCGAUAGAAUGUUACGAACUCUGCAAAAAGGAAUCCAAAUGUGUUGGAUUCAACUACAGAGACAAGAUCAAUGUUGUGAACUGCCAACUGACAAACGUCACAGGAAAGAGAGAUCACACUGCCAUGACUGGAGAAUGGACACUAAUGCUCGAUUACAAAGCGGAAAUGAGAAGAAUGGAGAUUUUGAACUCAGCGACCAGCUGUGCCUAUCUGUAUAACAAAGGAAUAAGAAAAGAUGAUGUUUAUACCAUAAAUCCUGAUGGCCUGGGAUCGUUUCAAGUCAGAUGUGAUAUGAGCACAGACGGGGGUGGCUGGACCGUGUUUCAAAGAAGACAAGAUGGAAGUCAGAAUUUCUACCUUGGAUGGUCAGAGUAUAAAGCAGGCUUUGGUGAUCUCAACGGCGAGUUCUGGUUGGGCCUUGAUAAAAUACAUCGUUUGACCAAAUCUCGUCAAAAUGUCUUAAGAAUUGAUUUGAUGGAUUUCAAUGGCGCUGAACGUUACGCUAAAUAUGGAACGUUUAGUGUGGCUAAUGAAUCAGACAAAUACAGAUUAAAUAUUGGCAGUUAUUCAGGUAGUGCAAAUGAUGGUCUUGCCUUGCACAAUCAAAGGCAGUUCACUACCAAGGAUAGCGACAAUGAUUCUCGAGGUUAUGGUAAUUGUGCUAUGUUCUUCAAAGGUGCUUGGUGGUACGAUAACUGUCAUCAUUCCAACCUCAAUGGCCUGUACCUGGGCGCAGGCCACCGUAAUGACUCCGGAAUAAAAUGGAACCUAUGGCACGGACAUUCAAUGAGAAAGACAGAGAUGAAAUUUCGUCCAAACCAGCUUUAAGACAUUCUCAGUAUACACGAACAAGAAACAAACGUUCAUAUGUCGCUCUCGUGAAAAAGUUGAAAUAAUGAAAUA
Dendronephthya gigantea is the source of this 1062-nucleotide messenger RNA. RefSeq names its product ryncolin-1-like. Bases 1 to 987 code for a protein of 328 amino acids. The transcript is spliced from 5 exons. NCBI's taxonomy places the organism in Eukaryota, Metazoa, Cnidaria, Anthozoa, Malacalcyonacea, Nephtheidae. The record is from RefSeq and is a predicted model, not a curated record.